Aethina tumida (small hive beetle) is the source of this 1639-nucleotide messenger RNA. Its product is annotated as lysosomal Pro-X carboxypeptidase. The transcript has 6 exons. Gene Ontology annotation, biological process: proteolysis. The record is from RefSeq and is a predicted model, not a curated record. NCBI's taxonomy places the organism in Eukaryota, Metazoa, Arthropoda, Insecta, Coleoptera, Nitidulidae. Gene Ontology annotation, molecular function: dipeptidyl-peptidase activity; serine-type exopeptidase activity. The coding region runs from base 180 to 1613 and encodes 477 amino acids.
AAUAUUAUUAAUAAGUGGCAAAUGAAGAAAUAAAUAUAAAGCUGAGGAGGUUAUAAUUAAGACCACUUAUUAAAACAUAUUAAAAAUAUGAGCUAGACCAUUUCAAUUACUUGCCGGUAUCAGUGUUUAAUGUUUAUUGUUUUUUCAGUUGUUGUCACUAAGCAACAGUGCUCUUUACCAUGUGGACGACGUUAGUGUUUGUGUUCGGAUUUGUCCAAAUUUAUGCCCUUUCUGACACGCCGUAUAAUUACACCACAAAAUAUAUAGAUGUUCCAAUAGAUCACUUCAAUUUUGUCAGCAACUCUACGUUCAAAUUAAAGUAUCUGGUCAACGAUACGUAUCAUGUAAAGAACGGGCCAAUAUUUUUUUACACCGGAAACGAAGGAAAAAUUGAAACGUUCGCACAGAACACCGGUUUCAUUAACGACAUCGCACCAUUAUUUAAUGCUCUUAUCGUCUUCGCGGAGCACAGGUAUUAUGGAGAGUCUUUACCAUUUGGCAACAAAUCCAACACUUCACCCGAGUAUAUGGGAUACUUGUCUUCGUCCCAAGCACUUGCCGAUUUCGUUUUCGUUAUUGACCACCUCCAAACCCAGUAUAAGUCACCGGAUGUUGAUAAACUUCCGGUUAUAGCUUUUGGUGGUUCUUACGGAGGUAUGUUGUCGGCUUGGCUUAGGAUGAAGUACCCUGCGAGUGUGACCGGAGCAAUAGCCGCAUCUGCCCCAAUUUGGCAGUUUGAGACGCCGUGCAAACUGUUUAACAAAAUUGUCACUUACGUAUACGACGUUAUGGGGACCCAAACGUGUUCGAACGUGAUUAAAACCUCUUGGGCAAUUCUCAGAGCUCAAGCCCAGUCUGAUGCAGGUAAAACGUGGUUGUCUCAGGAGUUCAAACUGUGCAAACCUUUGAAGACGGAUGCAGACACCAACGAUCUAGUGGAUUGGAUUGCUGAGAUUUACGUUAACUUAGCUAUGGUCAAUUAUCCUUACGAAACAAGCUUUCUUGCCCCCUUACCACCAACGCCUGUCAGAGAAGUUUGCAGGGCUAUUAAAAGUGUCAAUAUUACAUCUGAUAGGGACCAUCUGAAAGCUAUCAAUUUGGGGUUGAACAUUUAUACUAAUUACACGAAGAAAGCCAAAUGCAAUGACAUAUCAUCAACAAGUGCUGGCUUGGGGGAACGUGAAUGGGGAUUCCAGAGCUGUACAGAAAUGGUCAUGCCUAUGUGCUCCACCGAUGAAGACAUGUUCGAAAAUGAGCAGUGGGACUUCAAGAAGGUACAAAAAGAGUGUAUGACCAACUAUAAGAUACAACCGAAUGAUCCGUUGCUUGCUGUCAAAGAAUAUGGUGGUAAAGAUCUGCGUACUGCUUCUAAUAUAGUAUUCAGCAACGGUUUAAUGGAUCCUUGGUCUAGUGGUGGUGUGUUGAGCAAUCCGUCACCAAAAGUCUACUCCGUUGUUUUACCUGAUGGUGCCCAUCACUAUGACUUAAGGGCUGAAAAUGCCAAAGAUACAGCAACUGUAAGAGAUGUCAGGAAGUUCCAUAUUAGUAAGAUUCGUGAUUGGAUAAAUUCAUAUUAUAAACAAAACCUGACACCUCAAAUUAAAGUGUUUUAGAUCAAUAAAAUUAUAGUUUGAUUAGU